Molecule: messenger RNA, 525 nt
Organism: Funneliformis geosporum
Lineage: Eukaryota; Fungi; Glomeromycota; Glomeromycetes; Glomerales; Glomeraceae
Source: the annotation of a GenBank genome assembly
AUGUCGUCUUUUAACAAGACUCAACAACAGUAUCACUCUCAAAACCCUUACCCGGCUACUGUCAUUUCUUCAGAAGCCGAUUUUCGUCUUGCUCAGAAGCUUCAAGAUGAGGAAUACGCUCGUUGGGUAGAGUCAAACCCGCAGCAAGAGCCCGGCCUAAAUCGUGCGGGUGAAUCAUCCGUCGGCCCUCAUCUACCAAGAGCCCCAAUGCCACCAAUACCUGAACAUUAUCAAUAUAAUCAUCAUCAACAACUUCAAAAUAGUCCAACAUACCAAUCUCCCAUAGUUUACGCUUCUCCAAAUCAACCUCCUUUACCUUAUUCUCAAACUUCUCCAUAUGCAAGUAAUGGAACAAGUAGUGGGGUCAAUAAUCAACCAUAUUAUGGGAGUUUGAAUCAGGGUGUAAAUACUUUAUCAUCAAAACAAAAGAGUCACAAGAAAGAAUUUCUGGCGAAAAUGUCUGUGAGUCGACAUAUGUUUCACACACGUCCGUUCGUCAACUCCCGUUCAACUGUUAUCGAUUGA